Messenger RNA from Pectinophora gossypiella (pink bollworm), 3260 nucleotides. Its product is annotated as synaptic vesicle glycoprotein 2C-like. The record is from RefSeq and is a predicted model, not a curated record. Gene Ontology annotation, molecular function: transmembrane transporter activity. The transcript has 11 exons. The coding region runs from base 104 to 1657 and encodes 517 amino acids. Lineage: Eukaryota; Metazoa; Arthropoda; Insecta; Lepidoptera; Gelechiidae. Gene Ontology annotation, cellular component: membrane. Gene Ontology annotation, biological process: transmembrane transport.
UGACUUUUUUUACUACAGCACUUAGAUCGCCGCAGCCGGGAGCGACUACGACCGCCAAAGUUUUUUUAGAUCGUUUUGGAUACCUAGUUGAAAAAGAUUCAAAAUGCAAAUCAAGCUAGUGAAGCACGAUGGGAACAGCGACAAAGAGAAGAAUAUAUCCAUGCACAAAGCUACAGUAGAGGAAGCUCUCUCCCUCACAGGCUUCGGCAAGUACAACUUCGGCCUUCUACUAGUAUGCAGUUGGACAUUACAGGCUAUGGGCAUGGACUUGUUUGGAAGCAGCUUCGUGGUGGCGGCUGCUGUUUGCGACCUUGAACUGACCUUGCAGCAGCGCGCGCUGCUGACUGCCAUGCCUCUUGUUGGAGUUGUGAUGGGCGCCCAAGUAUGGGGCUACAUAGCGGACACCCGGGGUCGGCGACUAACGCUGAUGCUGUCCAUGUCGGUAGGGUUCGUCUUCGCCGCAUUGAGCAGCCUCGCACCUGACUGGAAGACCAUGGCUGUGCUUAAAUUGCUGUCAUCUACCUUCACGUCGGCAUCGAACUCCGGCGCAUACACUCUGCUGGGCGAGAGUUGUUCGGAACACACGCGCGGGAAAGUCAUGCUGCUAUGCACAUGCGCUCUCAUGUGCUCGCAGGCUGUUGCCGCUGUAUUCGCCUAUCCAAUCCUGCCUUUGGAGUUCGCCUAUCCUCUGGACUUCCUCGGCAUCACGUACCGGCCCUGGCGACUCCUGGCAUUCACCAUGGCUCUUCCGUGCGCCGCCACUGCAGCCCUCCUGCGACUCUUCCACGAGAGUCCCAAGUUCUUGACUUCCAGAGGCCGCUAUGAGGAGGCCCUGAAAGUCUUGAAGGGCAUAUAUGCCACCAACACUGGUGAUAAAGCUGAUAAUUUCCCUGUCAAGAAACUACAGGCAGAGAAAGAAGAUCAGCCAACCCUGGUUGAAGGGUCGUUCCUCAGGUCUCUAUGGCAACAGACAAUGCCUCUCUUCAAAGCACCGCUGCUGAAAGACACCUUGAAACUCUUCUAUCUAGUCACUGUUAUUUAUAUGACUGGCAGUGGCUUCAUCCUAUGGCUGCCUUACAUCAUGAACAACUUGUUCGUGGUGCUGGAGUCAGGUGGUGGAGACGGCAUGAACCUCUGCUCCGUCAUCAAGUAUUCUGCCGAAGAAAGUUUCAUAGCCGGCAACAGCACUGACAUAGAAAUCUGCAACGACACCAUCCAAGAGACAACUCUUCUCUCUGCCAUGACCUAUGGAGCCAUUGCCAGCUCCAUCAACUUGGUACUCUCCCUCACAUGUGGAGCAAGAAAGAGGCUUGCUAUGAUGGGCAUCCUCACCAUGUCUGCUACAGCUGCGAUCCUUCUCAACCUGGUGAAGGUGCCGAUAGCUGGGGGAAUAUUCUUCUUCAUGUUCAUCAUGGCUGCCCUCUCAAUGGGCAUCCUGAGCGUCUACUUCGUUGAGCUUUAUCCCACUUCUUUGAGAGGCAUGGCGUCUUGUCUAUCAGUGAUGCUGGGAAGAUCCAGCGCAUUCGUCGGGGUGAAUGCGAUCGGUGCCCUCAUAUCGCUGGACUGCGAAGCUACUUUCUAUGGGUGGUCGCUCUUGCUGAUAAGUGCAAUAGUAUUUGCCUGGUUUCUUCCACGCGACAAAAGCCUUCAGAAAUGAGUAGCUGGAAUAUCAACCUGAGCUGCUAUAACUUUAAGUCUAAGGCAAAAGUGCUGACCGCACCACUAUAGACGACAAUAGCGCUUUACCACUUGACCAGUGACAGAAGUUUAUAUAUGCUGUUGACGUUUCUUCACACUGCCCUGAGAAAUGUCAGUUUGACAUUAGAUAAGAUUCCGUCAACGAAAGCAAUUCCAUUCAACAAUAAGAGGAUGGCUGCACGGCUUUGCCUUUGCCCUUCCCCAAGGGGAUAAACAAGAUAAAAAAGCACGUCUAUUCGCCUUCGGUAUGGAACUGACAGACGUCAACGAGACCGCGAAGAGUGCAACGUCACACCCCUGAUACUGCAUAUAAAAAUCUUAUUCAUAUAACGUGUAAGUGCGAGCGAGACGGUCGGCGCGCUCCUCCUUUAGCAGCUUACGGCCAGACUAAAGUAAGACCCAGAGGGGGUGCGGCGCCCGUCACGGACUGGUGCGGGGCGGAAAGUUACCGUUCUAUACGUAGCAUUACUUAUUCUUUAUUCUAUAAUAGUGUUGAAGUUGCUUAUCGAAAAUCACACACUGAAACUACUGUGCUGUAGAUUGAGUGGUUUGGUAGUUAGUUUUUGACGUCGCUGACAAGCGUAAUUCUGAAAUUACAUUUAGAGAACAUAAUCAUUUAACUCGUCUGGGGUGUUAAAAAGGCCACAUCGAAGCAAUUCAUCUAAAAAGGGAUAUUGCUAUUUGACAUUUGCGCAUAUUAAAAGUAAGUGCGUAAUGCAAACAAAUGUCGAAUAGCAAUAUUGCUUUUUUACAUAAAUUGCUUUGAUGUGGCCUUUUUAAUCCCUCUGGUCUAUUUUCGGCAAUCGUCGUAUUUCCAAAUUCAAACUAUUUUUUAAAUUUAAUUUAUUGUGUAUCAGAAUUUGAAUUCAGAACUAAGUAAUUUAUUUUUGUUUUGUUUACGCGGCAAUUGAUACGAUGAUUGCCAAGGGCCUUUAGAAUAUAGAAUCAUUGUACAUAACUGUACUUACUUUUCUUGACGAGUGUUUGUGAACGUUCCUUCAUUAGGUUUAAUGAGUCUGACUGAUCGGUUUUGGUCCGUAUCGUUGUACCUGACAAUCAACUGAUAGAUAAGAUUAUUUUAAUUUAUUAAGUUAUUAUAUUCGUGUGUCAUAAAAUAAAGUAUGCUUGUAAUUAGGAGAGUAUGACGAAGUGGAAGACCAAAGUCUAAAGAGCAACAUAACACACCUCUGUUUUGAUACCUGUAGUCUAACAAAACUUGAUAAGGAUAUAUCAUCGGAGGCAGAUUUUAUGCCUCCUCCUCAUAAUAAUAUUAUUAUGACUCUAGUUUGGGUUUUUCCUAAUAAGACAUAAAACUCAACAUAUCCAUUGGCAACGUUUCGUCAUUGUGCAACGUUGCCAAAGCCAAAACUAAACAUUCUUUAAGUAAGUAGGAUAAGCAUACUCGUUUGUCUCAAAUAUUGUAUACUUGUAUGAUAGGUUUUAAAUACCUUUAAAAUUACAAAAAAAAACAACAAAAAAUAAAUAUUAAUCAUAUUAUUUAUUAUUAUUAUUUGUUUUUAUUUUAAAUUACCUUUGACUCAAUUUAAGACAAAAUUGUAUAA